Molecule: messenger RNA, 980 nt
Organism: Haliotis rufescens (red abalone)
Lineage: Eukaryota; Metazoa; Mollusca; Gastropoda; Lepetellida; Haliotidae
Exons: 5
Coding region: 51-980 (309 amino acids)
Source: RefSeq, a predicted model, not a curated record
ACGAUCACAACUGACAGGGAAAUAUUAACACAAAUGAUUCGCGUACAGCCAUGGAGACGGUCAGCGUGUUUGGAUUAUUGGUGUUACUGGCGAAUUCCUGUCUUUGUUCCAUCAUUUGUGACAAAGUGAAUGUGGAAGAAAUAGAAGGGGACGUUAUUAGCGUUUGUUACAAUCAGGGGAGUAAAGAGAUCAAGUGUCCCAGAAAUGAAUCAGUGUUGGUCAAACGCUUCAUGCAAAGAGCUCAUGUACGUAAGGACGGUGACGACAGGAAUGCAGACUACAGAUCCUGUGUAGAAAAAUUCAAUGAUGAAUAUUAUGACGUUGGGGGAUGUUUGCUAAACGCAUCGGAUGUGCAUCAGAAGAGGGCUUAUCAGGCAGCGAUCAUGGAGGUUCUGGAGGAGUGUAGUCAGAAGAGGUACUGUAUCCUGGAGAGUGACACGAGUUCCUCUAUCCAUGGCUUGAAGGACCUCCCAGUAGGAGAGAGAAAGAAACGCCCGUCACAUCUGGUGGUAAUGCAUCGGUGUGUCAAAGUUGCGAGUGUCUUGUUGUGUGACAGCAAGACCAAAACAGGCAAGGAGGUCUACAUCAGCAGCAACCGACUGAAGAUGUCAUCUCUGGAAACAAGCACCUGCAACUGUACAGUCAGUGGAGCUGUGAGCCGCGUCACCCUGCUGGACGUCAGACUGGGCAACAGCCACGUGACCACACUGUCCAUCAGGGACAAGACACGUACAGUGUACCAAAUCCAGGGUGGCGACCUGGCAAUCCACUUCAUGGAGGAGAUUACCAUCAGCCAAUCAGAGUGGAGUUUACAGGUGGAUGUUAUCCGAGACUAUCUCCCUGACAAGAUAUGGAUGAGACUGGAAGGACACGACGGCUCUGACGUUACAGUGGUUAAUAUCUACAUGUUUUACGAGUACGUCAUGAACGCAUCUCAGAGGGAGGGGGCGGGGGGGGAGGCUGGGAUGGGCAUAGAUUAA